Molecule: messenger RNA, 2074 nt
Organism: Oryzias latipes (Japanese medaka)
Lineage: Eukaryota; Metazoa; Chordata; Actinopteri; Beloniformes; Adrianichthyidae
Gene: tmem110l
Product: transmembrane protein 110, like
Cellular component (GO): membrane
Source: RefSeq, a predicted model, not a curated record
AGCUCCUUGUUUUUGUUUCUUCAGUGGACGUGGAUUUUUGAUGCGAGUCCGAUGAUCGACCCUUUCCUCCACCGAGGAAUCACGAGAUGUAGCAGCCAGAAACACCUUUUAACGACGUCGGGAUUUGGACAUUUAGCGGAAGCACGAGGCAAAGAAGAAGAAGAAGAAGUGCUCUUCUUAUUCCCGGUUUUUGUGUCAACAUCAUGGAAAUGAUGGGGGUGGGAUACAGCGGACUUUUCUUGGCCAGACGGGUUCUGGACAGUUCUCCUUUGGAGGUCACGAACAUGUCCGACAUUGACGACGCCGGUCCUCACGGCUGCGAUAACGGAGCUCUGACGGACAGGUUCGGGGUUCUGAUCCAGGGACUGCUGGCCGUCGUCGCCUUCAGCACUCUGAUGUUGAAGCGCUUUCGGGAGCCUUUGGGGAUCAGGAGACCGUGGAGGAUCUGGCUUUUUGAUACGUCCAAACAAGCCAUCGGCGCUUUGUUCAUCCACUUUGCCAAUGUUUUCCUGUCCACACUCACCAAAGAGGACCCCUGCUCGCUGUACCUGAUCAAUUUUGUGCUGGACGCCUGUCUGGGCAUGCUGGUCAUCUGGCUGGCUGUCAAGUUGGUGUCAAAUCUGGUGGAGGUCAAGCAGUGGACCCUGCUGAGGUUUGGAGAAUAUGGUGACCCUCCCCAGGCUGCGCCGUGGCUCGCUCAGUGUGGCAUCUACCUGCUCAUCAUGGUGCUGGAAAAAGGUGUGGUCACCCUGGUGCUGCUCAUCCCAGGAUGGUCCCAGCUGCAGGAGGUGCUGCUGAGCUACAUCGCUAACCCUCAGUUGGAGCUGGCGCUGGUCAUGCUCAUCGUGCCCUUCAUCGUGAACUCCAUCAUGUUCUGGGUGGUGGACAGCCUGACCAUGAGGAAGUACAAGACCGUGAGCCUGGAUGACGCCUGCGGCUGUCCGGUGAUGGGGGCCGACUCCCUGCCUCCAGGGAGCAGUGAGGAGACACGGGUUCUGCUGAUGGUGGAGACGGACACAGAUGACGCUUCGGGGGAGGAAGAGGAGCCCGCCGAGGUCGGGGAAGGUCACGUGCAGUUUUCAGGUGGACCCGUGAGGCCCAGCUGGGUGUUGGUGUGAAUCCAGGAGAGCAGACUGUCGUCCACGAACAAACAUUUCCCUCCGUGGUUGCCUGAAGGUCUUAACGUCGCUGAGAUGCCUUCCUCUGCAGAGUUUCUGCUCAUCUUUUACAUUUUUGUCUCCUUUUCUGUAGGACUUAAAAAAAAACCAGAAUCGGUUCAAUUUCAACCCACAUGUGAUUAAAUAUUGAUUUAUUUUUGACAUUUAUAGUCUUUAUUUGGUCAUAAAAACCCAAUUCCCAGAACUGAAGAAAUAAACUUGAGGAAAAGUUGAAAUUUCAACAGUAAAAUUGUGAAUUCUUACAAUAAACACUUAAUAAAAUUCGUUAUUUAAAGGAAAACGAAUGUAAUGAAUUGAUAAAAGUAAGAAUCAGUUUGAUGAAUUGAUGUUUUUGAACCCAGGCCUCAUCAGAGAAACCUCAAAUGUGUGAAGGGAAACCUAUGAGUGGCUCAAGGGCUGCAGGGCAGAAUCUGACGUUUGGUAAACUGUUCUCUUCUUUUCAGUAAAACUGCCUUUUUAAUUAGGAUGCUAUCAGCGUCAUUCCCCUGUGGACCAUUGAUCUGUUUGUGAUUGCUGCGUAGAAAAAUGUUUACAUUUCCGAAAACGCUCAGGUCAAAUGAAAUAAUUUGUGUUUUCUAUGUGGAGCCUUUUUGUUACAAAUACCAGGAAAAAGUUCCGGUUUUAAAAGAGCAGGAAAGCCUAAAGGUCACGACACGAAGACUGAACCCUCAGCAGACAAGAAAACAUGGAAUUUCAUCUUUUUUACUCUUUUAUUCUUUCAUUUUAAAGUGGUAUGAUUCUGGUUUACACAAACUUAAAUUUAUAUUUCAUUUUACAUGUUAGAUACGGUGUUUAAGGGCUAUUUUCUUACAUUAUAUCAGAUUUUAAAGUAAAAUGUGGUCAUUUGCUUUAAGAAAUUGAGAACAUUUUAAAAAAACAAAGUUUGUUUUACCAAA